AAGCACAAAUUUCGUUUUUUAGCUAUCAAGUAGCAGCUAUGUCUGGACGAGGGAAACAGGGUGGCAAAGCUCGCGCAAAGGCCAAGACUCGCUCCUCGCGGGCGGGGCUGCAGUUCCCCGUGGGCCGCGUGCACCGCCUGCUGCGCAAGGGCAACUACUCCGAGCGGGUGGGCGCCGGCGCGCCGGUGUACCUGGCCGCGGUGCUGGAGUACCUGACGGCCGAGAUCCUGGAGCUGGCGGGCAACGCGGCGCGCGACAACAAGAAGACGCGCAUCAUCCCGCGCCACCUGCAGCUGGCCAUCCGCAACGACGAGGAGCUCAACAAGCUGCUGGGCAAGGUGACCAUCGCGCAGGGCGGCGUCCUCCCCAACAUCCAGGCCGUGCUGCUGCCCAAGAAGACCGAGAGCCACCACAAGGCCAAGGGCAAGUAAACCUACGACUGAGCAUUAUCUCAACUACCAAAGGCUCUUUUCAGAGCCAUCCACACGGUCACA
Molecule: messenger RNA, 494 nt
Organism: Talpa occidentalis (Iberian mole)
Lineage: Eukaryota; Metazoa; Chordata; Mammalia; Eulipotyphla; Talpidae
Product: histone H2A type 1-D
Exons: 1
Coding region: 39-431 (130 amino acids)
Cellular component (GO): nucleosome
Molecular function (GO): structural constituent of chromatin; DNA binding; protein heterodimerization activity
Source: RefSeq, a predicted model, not a curated record